This is a messenger RNA of Camelina sativa (false flax), 1440 nucleotides long. The record is from RefSeq and is a predicted model, not a curated record. NCBI's taxonomy places the organism in Eukaryota, Viridiplantae, Streptophyta, Magnoliopsida, Brassicales, Brassicaceae.
AUGGAUAGGAUCAGUAAUUUACCAGAUGAUCUUUGUCGUCAUGUAAUCUCCCUCCUCUCGGCAAAAGAGGCUGCGUGCUUGAAGUAUACCUCCAAGAAAUGGGCGAAACUGCUUACCGUCAUACCGAGUGCUGUUUUUGGUGGUGGUUCCUCCUCCUCGUCUGCCGUUAGUACUACUGCAAGUCUCAAAGAUUGCGCUGAUGAAUUGUCAUUGGCUCGACGUGCCAUUCACCGUUUGAGGAGAUUCUCUCUAAAGCUGCAGUCUUUGGAUUUUGCUCAGUAUAGUAUGGUCAACGAUUGUUUGCGCGAUGUUCUCAAGUGUGGUGUCUUGGAUCUUGAACUGGACAUCAACGUCCAAGGAGAUUACUCACUGCCUUCUGAGAUCUUCACUUGCAAGAGCGUUGUGAAACUGAAACUAGGGUCUGGUUUUGUUAUUGACUCUCUCCCUAAGAAUGCUUUGCUUCCUGCUCUCAAGACUCUCCUUCUUGAAUCAGUUCGGUUUGAUGGUCUUGAUGGAUGUGCCUUCCAAAGGCUUCUUUCUGCUUGCCCUGUGCUUGAGGAGUUAGUCAUAGAUGGAUUCAACUGUGAAUUCUGGAACUGGUCUCGCACUGUGUAUAGUUUGACGCUUAAGAGGCUUACUAUUAGACGUGCAUACUCAGAAGACUAUCAAGGCGCUGAUUAUGAGAGUAUUAGUUUUGAUACUCCCAGCCUUGCCUACUUAGAAUAUUGCGAUGUUCUUCAAGAUGCGUUUCCAGUUGUUAAUCUCGACUCCCUUGUUGAAGCCAAGCUCAAUCUUACUUUCAUGACUGCUAGGUCUAAUACCAAGCUAACGAAUCUGUUCCAGGGGUUGAAACAUGUUCAGAUUCUGCGCUUAGACUUUGUUGACACCGCGCUGACUAGUGUACUCUCUCUAGGGUUUACGAAAGCAAGCAUGGAUAGGAUCAGCAACCUACCAGACGAGAUUAUUUGCCACAUCGGGUCCUUCUUCUCGGCGAAAGAGGCGGCGUUCACGGCACUUCUCUCAAAGAGGUGGAAGAAUUUGUUUGAAACCCUAUUUCAUUUAUCAAUCACAGCUGAAGGAAACAUCAUCUGUUGGAACUGUUUGCAACUUCUCCUAAAGAAAUCUCCAAAUCUAAAGGCUCUCACCAUCAAGGCAAGUGUGCACUAUAAGGAUGAUGAGGAAUCUGUUUGCGAAUGCUUGAAGAAGGAGUAUUCAUUCCUAUCGUCCUGCUAUAUUGAGGUCAUAAAGAUAACAGAGUUUAAAGGAGACAGAGAAGAGACGGUGCAAAUAAAGCACAUGUUGGAGAAAUUGCCGUGUCUUUUACUUUUGGAAGUUCAUCUUAAGCCAAGAAGAGAUGAGGCAAAGCUAAUUCAGAUCUUGGCGGAUCUCCUUAUGAUUCCGAGAAGUUCGUCCAAAUGUACAAUUAAGCUGUUGCAUUGA